AUUCAUUUCACAAUGUUGCGCCCAAACGCCAUCGCUCUCGUUUCCACUUUUUGUCUUUUCCAGACUUCGGUAGCAAUCAAUGCAUGCCCUGUUACUGAUACAGCCUUUACCGGAAGUCAGGGCAUUAGAUAUCGUGUCUGCCCCGGCACCGACUUGAUUGGAGGUUCACAAUCAGUCACGCCUAAUGUCGCCUCUACUACAGCGUGUGCGCAACUUUGCGACGGUGCCAUGAACUGCUUCAAGGCCGUUUACGAUACACAGACCAAAGACUGUCACAUCAAGGCCACCGCUGGCCUGAACUGGCAACCCAAUGCACGCUACAAUGUCAUCCAGGCAGAGCAAAUCAACAUAGCGAAGUGCCCCUACCCCGAGACAACGUACACAAAUAACGGCAAGACCUUCAAUAUCUGCCGUGACACCGAUAUUCGGGGCGGAAGUGCGCAAGUGAUCAAUGGAGUCACAACACUAAACGAUUGUGCUCAGCGUUGCUCGUUAGUCGACACCUGUGUCCAAGCAGUCUACGAUUCGGCCGCUUCGGUGUGUCAUAUCAAGGUGGACGCGAACGCAAAUACCCUGAUAUGGUCGACAGACAAGCGUUUUGAUGUCAUCCGCCGAGCAAUCACGGCUAAUUCAGCGACAAACGGAGCCUGGUCUGACUUAGUCAGACUGCCAGUCAUUCCAGUGGCUGCUUAUGUAGUGCCGGCGUUCCCCUCUUCAAGCCGAUUGAUGGUCUUUUCCAGUUGGGGCGUCGAUGCUUUCGGAGGCGAGAGUGGCCGCACCCAGUUUGCAGACUACAAUUUCAACUCUGGCGCUGUUUCUGCCCGUACAGUGGCCGAAACUCAGCACGACAUGUUUUGUCCCGGUAUCAGUGCUCUGGAAGAUGGACGCAUCCUCAUUCAGGGUGGGUCAAACGCCAAGAAGAACAGCUACUACAACCCCUCCACCAACACUUUCACCGGCGCACCAGAUUUGAUCAUGGCACGUGGCUACCAGACGUCUGUUACCCUGAGCGACAACCGUGUCUUCACCAUCGGUGGUGCCUAUUCCGGUCCGCGACAGGGCAAGGACGGCGAAGUUUUCGACCCGAGGAGCAGCACUUGGAAAUCACUCCCCGGCGCAAGGAAUGGACCAAUGCUCACUACCGAUGCCGAAGGUAUCUGGCGAGAGGAUAACCACGGCUGGCUGUUUGCUUGGAAGAACGGUUCGAUCUUCCAGGCUGGCCCGAGUAAGGCUAUGAACUGGUACAGCGCCAACGGAGAUGGUGCUCAGGUCGCAGCCGGUACACGAGACACCGAUGAUGCCAUGUGCGGUAUUUUUGUUAUGUACGAGCCCGGCAAGAUCCUCACUGCCGGUGGCUCGCCUGAUUACACCAACUCCGACGCCAACAAACGUGCUCACUUAAUAAGUAUUGCUGAGUACGGCCAAGCUGCUACCGUAGAGCGUGCUCCUGAUAUGGCAUACCCUCGUGGUUUUGCGAACGCCGUCGUGCUCCCUGACGGCACUGUUCUUGUCACUGGUGGUCAGCGCCGCUCGAAGGUCUUCACCGAUGAUGAUGGUAUCCUCCAGGCUGAGCUCUUCAACCCGGCAACUAAGUCUUGGAAGACCCUCGCAGCUGAGGCAGUCCCUCGUAACUACCACGCUGUUAGCAUCUUGCUCCCGGAUGGUCGUGUCUUCAGUGGCGGUGGCGGUCUUUGCUACAUUGCUCCAGUUGGCGGAAGCACAGUCAACUGCAACAAGCUUGUUGACCACGCUGAUGGCCAGACCUUCUCGCCUCCUUACCUCUUCAACGCUGAUGGCUCCGCUGCUGCCCGUCCUGUCAUCUCAGCACUCAGCUCCACUAGCGUCAGGGUCGGUGGUCAGUUUAGCAUUACCACGUCUACUGCCAACCCCAUUUUCGCUCUCGUCCGCAUUGGUAGCGUCACACACUCGGUCAACAGUGACCAGAGGCGCAUUCCACUGACGACCGUCACGCGCAAUGGCGCACAAUAUACCGUCACUCUGCCUAACGAAAGCGGUAUUGUGAUCCCCGGACACUACUACCUGUUCGCUCUCACCGCUACUGGUGUUCCGAGUAUUGCACGAACAGUCAAGGUUACUCUUUCCUAGAUAUCCCCUUCAUUCUUUCAUGCUUCUUGUAUCGUCAUGAUAUGAGCACAAACUACAACUUCCUCAGGAGUAUAUCUAUAUCUGUACUCCCUGCUGUACACAGUAUCAAAUAUAGCAAAUAUGUCCUAAGAAUAUUGUCAUCUACACUCGUGCAAUUGUAAUCAGACAGAUGUUACUACGCUUAGUGAAUACCAAAACCACCG
Messenger RNA from Didymella exigua CBS 183.55, 2309 nucleotides. Its product is annotated as copper radical oxidase. Bases 13 to 2106 code for a protein of 697 amino acids. NCBI's taxonomy places the organism in Eukaryota, Fungi, Ascomycota, Dothideomycetes, Pleosporales, Didymellaceae. The record is from RefSeq and is a predicted model, not a curated record. Gene Ontology annotation, molecular function: protein binding. The transcript is spliced from 3 exons.